CACCGCCGCCGAAGCGGAGACCCGAGCCGCGAGCGCCACCAGGGCAGCAGGCGCCGCAGCCGCCGCCGCUGGGCUGAGGAGCCGGAGACGCAGGCGGACGAGGUGGCGGCGGCGGCGGAGCGGGAGCGGGGACCGGGCGCAGAGAGAGCGCGGCGGCGCGGGUAUCUUCUAGAGAACAAGUCUUCAGACACCUUUGCCAUAUUGACUCUGAGCCGUCAGGGGACUCAGGCUUAUGAGGAGGUACUGUCACACAAAACAGUGUCUAGUGAAGACGACAAGAAAGAGGGGAAAGGAUCGGAAGAAGAAGCUAAAAUACUGUAGAAAACCAUGAGAUCUAUUAGAUCUUUUGCCAAUGAUGAUCGCCAUGUUAUGGUGAAACAUUCAACAAUUUAUCCAUCUCCGGAGGAACUUGAAGCUGUUCAGAAUAUGGUGUCUACUGUUGAGUGUGCUCUUAAACAUGUCUCGGAUUGGCUGGAUGAAACAAAUAAAGGCACAAAAGCAGAGGGAGAGACAGAAGUGAAGAAGGACGAGGCCGUAGACUCCUAUUCCAAGGAUCAAGGUGGUCGGACAUUGUGUGGUGUUAUGAGGAUUGGCCUGGUUGCAAAAGGCUUGCUGAUUAAAGAUGAUAUGGACUUGGAGCUGGUUUUAAUGUGCAAAGACAAACCCACAGAGACCCUGUUAAAUACAGUCAAAGAUAAUCUUCCUAUUCAGAUUCAGAAACUCACAGAAGAGAAAUAUCAAGUGGAACAGUGUAUAGAUGAGGCAUCUAUUAUAAUUCGGAAUACAAAAGAACCUACACUAACUUUGAAGGUGAUACUUACUUCCCCUCUAAUUAGGGACGAAUUGGAGAAGAAGGACGGAGAAAAGGUUGCGAUGAAAGAUCCGCCGGACUUAUUGGACAGGCAGAAAUGCCUGAACGCCUUGGCGUCUCUUCGACAUGCCAAAUGGUUUCAGGCAAGGGCAAAUGGAUUAAAAUCAUGUGUAAUUGUCCUCCGCAUUCUGCGUGAUUUGUGCAACAGAGUCCCCACGUGGGCACCAUUAAAAGGAUGGCCACUAGAGCUUAUAUGUGAAAAGUCUAUAGGUACUUGUAAUAGACCUUUGGGCGCUGGGGAGGCCUUGAGACGAGUAAUGGAGUGUUUGGCAUCUGGAAUUCUACUUCCUGGGGGUCCUGGUCUUCAUGAUCCUUGUGAGAGAGACCCAACAGAUGCUCUGAGCUAUAUGACCAUCCAGCAAAAAGAGGAUAUUACCCACAGUGCACAGCACGCACUCAGACUAUCAGCCUUUGGCCAGAUUUAUAAAGUGUUGGAAAUGGACCCUCUUCCAUCUAGUAAGCCUUUUCAGAAAUAUUCCUGGUCAGUUACUGAUAAAGAAGGUGCUGGGUCUUCGGCUCUGAAGAGGCCAUUUGAAGAUGGAUUAGGGGAUGAUAAAGAUCCCAAUAAGAAGAUGAAACGAAACUUAAGGAAAAUUCUGGAUAGUAAAGCAAUAGACCUUAUGAAUGCCCUAAUGAGGCUAAAUCAGAUCAGGCCUGGGCUUCAAUAUAAGCUCUUAUCUCAGUCUGGCCCUGUCCAUGCCCCAGUCUUCACAAUGUCUGUAGAUGUGGAUGGUACAACAUAUGAAGCCUCAGGACCAUCCAAGAAAACAGCAAAACUUCACGUAGCAGUGAAGGUGCUGCAGGCAAUGGGAUACCCAACGGGCUUUGAUGCAGAUAUUGAAUGUAUGAGUUCCGAUGAAAAAUCAGAUAAUGAAGGCAAAAAUGAAACAGUGUCUUCAAACUCAAGCAAUAAUACUGGAAAUUCUACAACUGAAACCUCCGGUACCUUAGAGGUAAGAACUCAGGGCCCUAUCCUCACAGCAAGUGGCAAAAAUCCUGUAAUGGAGCUCAAUGAAAAAAGAAGAGGUCUUAAGUAUGAACUCAUCUCGGAGACUGGUGGAAGCCAUGACAAACGCUUUGUAAUGGAGGUAGAAGUAGAUGGACAGAAAUUCAGAGGUGCAGGUCCAAAUAAGAAAGUGGCAAAGGCAAGUGCAGCUUUAGCUGCCCUGGAGAAGCUGUUUUCUGGACCCAAUGCAGCAAAUAAUAAGAAAAAGAAGAUCAUCCCUCAGGCAAAGGGUGUUGUGAAUACAGCUGUGUCCGCAGCAGUCCAAGCUGUUCGGGGCAGAGGAAGAGGAACGCUAACAAGGGGAGCUUUUGUUGGGGCCACAGCUGCUCCUGGCUACAUAGCUCCAGGCUAUGGAACACCAUAUGGUUACAGCACAGCUGCCCCUGCCUAUGGUUAAUACUUUUAAGCAGUUUUCAGCACGUUUAUCUCACUUUAUUCUCGUUCUCCUCGGACCUUCGUAGCCAUAUCACUUGUAUAAAAUAGGCUGAGAUAUAGUGACUGUAAGCUGUGGUCUCAGUAUACAAAGGUAAGCUCUUUUAUUUUCUGAUUAAAGAGAAAAUUAAAAAUCAAUGAACACAACAUGCAUAUAUGACAAUCAUAUAUGAUGUAUUUGAUCUCUUAGGUCUUAUGUCAUCACGUUACUUAAAAAUUUUUUAUGAUCUAAAUGUAAGAUAGUUAUUUUCAGCAUUUUGUUUUUAAUACUCUUGUAAUUACUUUCUAUUCAAGAGAGACAUUUCACUUUUGAGUUAAGUGUGUGUAUGUGUAUAGAAACUUAUGAUAUAACAUAUAUGUGAAUUACACACACUUAUCUGUUUAAAUAAAAGAAUUCGGUGGGUGGGAAGUGUUCACCUAAGAAGAAUUUAAUGUCAGGGCACUCUUUUGGCCAAAGUGCUGGAAUUUCAUAAGCUGCAAGAUUGGUAACAGUGCCGGUAGGACCCAUUUAUAUGUAGCUGUUACAUAAACUGAGGAUCAAAGUGCCAAUUUCUCAAGGAGAGAGGACUUCUCUGAGAAAUGAAUAUCUCUGAUCUGUGUUGUAUGCCCUAAUACAACAGCAGCAAGAAGCCAUAAAAAAAAAAAAGCAAUAGAAAAUGAAAAAAACCAAAAUAUUAAGGUAACUAUGAAAAAUAUAUAAUUGACUGAGUUAAGCAAAGUAUUUGCAGAACCAAUUAUGGCAAGACUCAGAAUGGUAAAUACCCAGUGUGCAGAAACCAAAUAGAUGUAGGGCAAUUCAUCUGUCUUUUCCAGGUUAGGUAGGUAAUUUAUUUCCCACCUGAUUCAACCAUCAUGGAGUUCAUUUAAAAGAUAUGAGGGUUAGGCCAAAUAUUUUUACGAGGAUUUGCUUCGUUUAGUGUGUUCCAUAAAUGCAUUUCAUAUGUGUUAGAUGUUCUGUGCUAAGGUUGUAUUUGAUAUAUAUAUAUAUAUAUAUAUAUAGAUUAAAAUGAAGUUUAUGUUUUAUAUUUGUCUCUAAGUAGCAGUUUUCUUUUUAUUACUAACUUUGAAGGUUGCUGGAACAACAUUUUUUCCCACACAGAAUCUGUAUGUACAUUGAAUGUGGCUUUGGCAUCUAUAAAAAGCUGUGUGAGGUCUAGCUGACUAGUACCAAGUACAUUCCAGUCCUGAUCAAACAGCCAAGUGCCCCCCACAUGCCAGGUUCUUCUCUGGGUACUAGCAAAAUAGGCUCUGCCCAGUGGAAACCUUGUAAGUCAGAAAGUCUCCUUGUUGGUGGAGUUGAGCCUAUUGUAAAUAUCCUAGGUUGGCAGAGAUAAUGCGUUAGCAGUGUCGGAAGAUAAUUUACUUCAUUAAUCGUUUAUUUAUAAAUUAUUUAAUAAUUUGGGCCCUCUGACAUCACUAAAAUGGGUAUCAUUUGGAAAUUCAUUUGUUUUAAAUAUUUCCCUGGCAGUUUUGAGAGUCUGAAGCCAGCUUCACAUAAGUGAAGUGAAUGAAAUGAAUAGCAAAUACCCCAGUCCGUUUAAAGCAGUUUUUAUAGUGUAGCAAAGAACAAAAGUGGUUAAACACUGACCUCAUUUUUCGAUGACAAAUGAGGGGAAUUUUAUAAUCAAUCAUUCAUUAUUAUUUCCCUGUUUCUUGGGUUUCAGUAAUAACUGCAGUGGAGGUUUAUCUUCAGUCGUGAGAGGAAUGUCCUAAGGAGAUCUGCUUCCCUUCCCCUCAGCCCCCCAACAGUUAGAUUUCUAGCAGUUUAGAGCCCUAAAAAUCAGGGACCUUAGGAGCAGGUAAAGCUGAAAACAACCUGCUCUGUGAAUGGUCUUCCUGUAACUCCCAUUCAGCGUAUGCCAGUGCCUCCCUGUGGUGGUGCUGGGUGGGGGUGGUCCCUCUGAAGUCACCCAGAACAAGAAAGGUUCUCUUGUAUUCAGACGUGUACUCUGUGCCCAUCUGAGGCCAUACCAUCCAGUGACUGGAGAUUUCUCAGUGUUGCUAGGAGGCCGGGAAGGGAGAUGGGUGGUAAAUGACUAUCAAUCUGGGAGAGCCAGGAAACUAUCUACCACUGAGGUGAGUUCAGUAUUGAUGUGUUUCUCUCUAGCGGUUCUUUACAGAGCACAGAGCUAGUACUUCUUAUGUAAGUUCCUUCCUUUCCUAAUAGCAUCUUCCAGAAAGUCUGUUUUAAGUCAAGGAUUAACGUUGACUUAGUUGUAAGAAUAGAUAUCCUUUCCCACAUUAUCGUUUUAGGUAAGAGCUAACAGCUUCCAUUGAUGCUUGAAGCAGUGAUUUUUGGAGAUUUUUAAAAAUAGCACCAUAAUGCAAAUUAGGUUAUGUAAGCUUUACAGCACAGCUAGAAAUAGGGAAUAGAAACCAUGUGGGACUCUGGGCCAGAGUAUAUUUCUCUCCAUCCAGCAAAUUCCUGUGGGGCCCAGGAAUUAGAUUCUGAGUGAAUACACAGAGUGCUUUGACUGGGACCUGGUACAUAGUAAGUGCUCAGUAAAUGUUGACUGUUCUGACCAUGGUUGGCCAAGGUGACAAAAUAUGUGUGGGAGCCUGGCUGUGCUGGCAGGUAGUGGAGAAGCAGGUACGUGGCCUGCUUUGGGGGAGAUGUGGGGGUUCCUUAGUGUUGACAGGUUUGGGGUACUCCCAGGCUUUGGGAGAGGACUCUUAGCAUCUUGGGAUCAGAGAGGAGACACAAAGCAAACACUUGGCGAGACCUGGUGUGGGAGAUCGCUGCAGAUCCAUGCUGGAUGAAGAUGCUUAUGUUUCCGUGUAGUAGUUAAUCAUUGGACAGUCUCUUGCCAGGGGUUUGUAAUACUUGCUUUGGGAUUUAGGUGUGCUUGGACCUUCAAAGGGGUUGAGCUUAGAAUAUCAACCUGCUGAUUCUAAGUUUCCUGCCAGUGCAUUAGUAAGAAAAAAGUGUGUUUGAUUACAGCUAGCCCCGGAAUCUGACAUUCAGAACUCACCAUGUAUCUGGCAUGUAGAAAGCAAGUUAUCAUAAACCACAGAAGAGAAAGAGGAGGCUGAGUGGCAUGCUUAGAAGGCUGUUGACUCAGAUGCUUCUCUGAAUAGCAUUCCUGCGCUUCUUUCCUCCAGUUUGCUGCAACACGUCAGGGGGAAAAAAACAUCUGUAUUUAACAACACUCAAGGCCUCCCUUCUGCCUGUUAAAAGUUAAUCUUAGAAAAAACAUACCUGUCUACCCAAUCCAUCUGUCUUUCUGUCCAUCCACUCAUCUAUCUAUAUGGACACAGUUGGGAAGUUGCUUUUCAGCAAAAAGAAUGACUAAAUGGUUGGACUGAAUAAAGGGUGAGCAUCUUCCUGCGUGUCUGGCUCACACGUGUGCGCCUGGACCUCAGGAACCUGUGGAGGCAGGUGUGCGGCCGCAUGCCUCUGCUGGUAGAGGUGAGCUGAGCGGGGAAUACAGAUCGAGUUCUGUGAUGCUCUAAGGUUAUAAAAACUGUAUAGACAGGACUGUGUGUUACUUUUAAUGGCAAAUAAGAUGUGCAUUGUAGUCAAGAGGCUUUUCUUAAAUCUAAGAAACAUUUGUGGAAGUGAUCUCCUGGCAGAAGCGAUCCCAUUCCGCGGCUGUAGCUGUUUGGGUGGAAUCCUUGCCUCAUCAGCCAGCACCGAGGGAAGGCCUCUGGGUUCUGUUUGUUUGUUUGUUUUGCCUUGACCAAUCAGUUGUUAAUUACUUGGUCCUUCUAAGGAGGGUCUUGGGGUCUUUCUUGGCAGACCUUUGCUAUUUCUGCAAAUAAACUAUGCUGUCUCUGUGGGCGGGUAGCGUGGAGACUGCCACCAUCUGCCCAGGCAGCUUAAGAGUCAGAUUAGCAUAUCCAAGCUGGAGCUGUGGUCCUGAGUCAUCUUUUUGCUGCUCACAGCCCCCAGGAGGUGCUGGGAUUAGCAUGCUACAGUGAGGACAUUCUCUCAGCACUGCCUAGGAGCCUGGUCUCUCUCUGCCUUGUAUCAGUUUCUCCUGCCUUGAUCCUUUUGUGCGGUUGGGGGAAUGGUCUCUGCAUUCACAUGUCGACUGAAUGUCCCAGGUAGUUAACAGGGGCCCUCAGUUUAGGUUAUUUGGCACUGUGGACAGCAGUGAAUGGAAAAAGGAGAGCAGGAAGAAAGAUGCUAAAAUUGGUAUCGUGUGUGUGCCAGGCACUUGGACAUUUUUCUUACUUAAUUCUCAGCCUUCUUGAAGGUGGUAUUAUUGCUAUUUUACAGAUGAAAAAACUGAGUUAAGUGCUAGAGUCAAGACUGAAAGCCAGUUCUCUUCAGUGCCAGAGCCUUUUUCUGCUGUACCAUGCUAUGGAUUGAAAGUCUGGAAAGAAGGUGAGGCAGUGCCUUGGGCAGUGAGGCAAGGCCGAACAGAGCCUGAACACAAGCCGGAGGCCUCACUGUCGCAGGAUCUUUUGAGCUCACAGGCUCAAGCCAGUCCUAACCGUGCUGGAGUCUAGGCUUUGACUUGAGGUCAUUUUAGACCAGAUAUCCUUUUAGAACAAUUGGAAAAGAUUAAGAAACUGGAAAGAUAGACUGGAAGGCUGUGGUGUGCCUGUCUAAACAGAGGGAGCUUUUGUAUUUGAAGCUUGUUUUUCUGUUUGAAUAUCAAUGAGAAACAGAGGUGUGUGUUUUCAUUUAGCUAAUGCUUUCUGAGUACAUGCUAUCUGGCCUGAGAUUGGUGAUGGGGACGUCUUAAAAGAUUUGAGCCAGACUCUGAAGGAGAGCUGGUGAGGCUUGGCUCUUUCGGUCAUAGGAAUAGGGAUGGGUGGUCCAGGCUCGGGGUGUGAGUACAGAAAAGUGGCCCUGGGGAAGUGCUGAGCAGAGAUGGGGGUGAGGGGCAGAUUGCAGUGGCCUGUUCUGCUUGCCAGGAGUGUCCCCUGGACUCAACUUCAGGGAAGGCUGUGGGCCCCUCACCAGCUCCUCGGCAGCUGGGUCCCUGCUUAGGGUUAGGUGGGUGUAGAGAUGGAUGCAGAAUCCUCUUCAGGGAAAAAAUAGCGUCAUCCUUGGCAGUUGGCCAUUUUUCUGAGCCACCUGCCAUAAUCCUGGAGGGGAACAGGAAGAAGGAAUCUCCUUCUAAAGCCAGGUUGUAGGAGUUCUUGAGCCGUGGCUUGUGGCGGGAAUGGCACCUGUGUGGGUGGCGCACCAGCGAGCCCUCUCCAGGCCGUGACUGUGUCCCUGCCCUGAUGGGCCCACUCAGGGAAGCAGCAGCUCCCACUGCACAGAUGAGAAUAUGGGAGCCAGGGGACCUCUGCAAACCACCCUGCUUAUUUGUGGUGAAACACUGUGGCUCCUAAUAAGUGGGUUCUUAAUCACACAGAAGAAAUGCCGUUGCUUCUGCCUUUGGAGCUAACAGAAGCCCUUUCUUAGGGGUGAGAUUUGAAUUCCACCACAACUGUGCGAUCUAGAAAUUUUCUCCUUUGACAGAUGAGGAAAUAGAGGCUUAGACAAAAUGACUUGCCCCAAAUUAUACAGCUCGUAAGUGGCCGAGCCCACCCAUUCCGCUAGCACUGCGCUCACCACUGGUGGUUGGUGUUGACAGUCUAGGCUGCUGCGUGCCCUGUUUUCCAAAACCGUUUGGCAACAGUUUCCUCUCCUCUUUAUGACACAUUCAUUCUACUUACCUUUCUUCCAGACUUCUGGGAUGUAUCCUGUGUGGUUUGAGACAAAACAUGCCAAAACCCCCCUGACCUCUUCCCCCACCCCCCUGCCGCCAACCUUCCUCUCCCACUGUGGGAAAAAAAAGAAACCAGACUUCAGGCUCGUUCUUCUCUGGCUGCUUCGGAAGAUGUGUCAGCUGGCUCCUGGGCAAGGUUACUGACUACCCAGCCUUGGGCCGGGUGGCCUCUUUGUUGUUGUUUUCUUUGCCAGUUGCACAGUUGGGUCUGUUUCCCCAGACCAUCUUUUUGUGCUGUAACUGAACCCUGUAAUAAAGUGCAAACCAGUCACUGCCAUUGGAGAGAUCCCCAGGCGUUGGCCGGAGGGAAGGGACGUGCUGCUAGAAGUGUGCUUUUCUCGUUUGAACUUCGUCCACGUGUUGGUUGUUGGCUGUCAUGUUUCUGGCUAGGCCUCCCUCGUGUGCUCCAGAGUGCUGGUGCCGGGGUCUCCCUGGGCCCUUCCGUCAUGUAGAUGGUCUCAGAAGUUGCUCUCUAACACCCUUCAUGCUGCAUUACGCGAAGUAUGGUGGCCAUCAUCCCGGAGGGGAUCACUCCUUCCACAUCACCUGGAAGGUGGCACCCGAGGAACUCAGGAAAGCUGAAAGCACCUCAAAAUGAGGUAACUUGAGGCUGGUGAAGGGCAGACCUGGAGAUAUGGACCUUUCCGUCAGCUAUUUUAAAGAGUUAUAUUUACUUGUUUGUGUUCCAGAAGGGAAGAGAUAGUUAUAGCCAAUUGGGCAGUUUGAGCUAAAGUGUGCCUUUCAUGAGGUGUGGUGAGAAGUGGGCCCCGUGUUACCAGGAGUGUUUAGGCAAGAAGCAGGCUGUGUGCAGAGGAAAGUCUUCCACGGGAUGUCAGUUUGCACAGAAUGCAGAUGUGGUUGGUGACAUUGUCAAGACCACGUCUUUCCUCUUGGGCACAAGGAUUUAUUGGAAACAUUCACUGUCACCUCCUACUACUAACCAGGCUGUGCUGGGGCAACAGAGCCGUUGAAGAAAACGUCAGGAGUUUCGGCUUAGACAGCCGAGUAGAAAGUGAAACCCCGGACCAAGAAGGAGCCCAGGAAGGGGGAGGUGACUGCUCAGGGCCUUGGACAGGGCGAGAGCCAUCUUCUGUGCUUGGAGAAGGGCUCCCACCUCAGUCCGGGAGCGGAGCUGGGCCUGUGAAGAGACUUAGAGCUGAGCAACUUAGAGAGUGAGAAGGAGUGUGCAGAAGGGCCUGGCCUUCUCGGGACAGCCUGGAGGUGCUUGGGAACCUGGGACCUGGGAUGGUUAGGAGGGUGAAGUAGCAGGUGGGAUGUGUCAUUGGGGGCCACUUUGUGAACGGCCUUGGGUGCCAUGCUCUGCAGUGGUUACCAUCUUCUAGAACAGUGAGAGAGUUCUGGAGGUUCGGUCUGGACAGUUGGAUGAGGAAGGACCAAAGGCAGGCUGUUGCAGAUGCCCUGUUGAGGAAUGAAGGAGGCUGGCUGAGGCUGGCAGCCACGGGUCAAGAGGCAGGAAUGGCAUCCCUUCAGAGUGCAGGCUUCUGGCCUGGACCCAGCAGGAGGUUGUGGGGCCAGGGAACCACAGGGAGCCCCAUGCCAAGCAAGGGAGCUGGGGGCCACUGUUCAGCAGGUGCCUGGGACCAAGAUAGGAAAGGCGGGGAGUGGCGGCGGGGAGAAGUGUUGCAGCGUAGCGAGGGCCGUCUCCAUUGGGCCAGGAAACGGGUUUCGUGGGCCAAAAUUCCUCGUGGGUGUGGGGCCCUGAGCCGCCUUCUUGUGCUGUCUGGGAAGCAUCUCUUUUGGCAAAGGAAAGAGAGGUUUAUAGGCUCGUCAGUCAGCAUCUUCCGCUUUCCCCGAGUUUCUGCUCUGCUGAGUUUGCCAGUCAAAGGGCGUGGCAGGUACUGGAUGUUCAUUGGUACAGAGGCUUCUGCUUUUUAGAAGAGUAAUGUUUUGGCUUCUUUACCUGGGCAGGCGUUGGAGUUCAUUGGAUUCACCGUCUGUAGAACAGGGUCGCUAGCUGGGGGAAGGUACACACUUGCUCCACAGAGUACCAUGAGGAGGGGAGAGGUGACAUGCUAAGAUUACUAGAGAAUUUGCUUUGGGCCUCGGUUUUGUGUCUUUCCCGCCACCCCUGGCUCAUGCUGCACAGGUGGGCAGGGAGACCUGAGAAAGAGGCAGGGUGGGUGUCUGCACCUGUGUAUUUCUACAGCUCUGUUGGGGACGAGGGCCAAAGAGGCAGUGGUGGUUUUGAGCCUUUAGGUCAGAGCACUGAAAGCUUAGGGUUCACUGAGACACUGAUCCCGUCGGCCUUUGGGACGACCAGGUGUCUCUAACUAUGAGAGGCCUUGUCUGUUUAGCCCAGUGCACCACAGAAAUACAUAACCUUUUUGUGUGUCACAAUGUGGAAAUCAGUGGGAACGCUGCCUUGGGCCUGGUGUCAACAUACUUUCUGGAAAGGUCCAGAGAGUAAAUCUUCCAGGCUUUGUGGCCCACUCACUCUGUCACAGCUACUCAGCUCUGCCAUCGUAGCACCAGAGUAGCCAGGGCAGAGUGCAGACAGGCAGGCGUGGCUGCGGCCACACUUCACCAAGUCCCGCCUUGCACUGCGGAGAUGACUCACCCUCUGGCUUAAUCAUGACUGGAGCCUUCCUCCGGGUCUGCUGCCUGGAGCCAUCUACCUUCCCGCAAAGGCUUCCUGUGCAUUUGCUAGGUGUGCAGUCCUUGCCCAGAAGGACCUCAGGUUUGGAGGGAGAGGUGGGCUCUGUCGGGGGAGCGGGGGCUGAAGAAUGAAAUACAGAACAAGACUCAGGGUGACCCCGACAGCCUGAGGGGGAGGGAGGCAGCUCCGGCCCAGCCUGUGAACAGAGGGCGCUGGGAGCUGGUGGAAGGUUGUGUUCAGAAAGGGGAAGUGAUCGCAGAUGCACUUUGGGAGGAGCCUCUGGUUGAGAGAAUAAGACCAGGUUUGUGGUUAACGAACAGUAUCUUUCAGUUCAGUCUGGACUUUUUAGCCCAGAGUUUGGUUACUGUUGGUGAGUGGGAAGGAGAGGCCGCGAGUUGGAUAGCUUUUCUGGCCGCCAGCUUUAGGGGGCCCGUGAGUGGCAGUUUCUGACACGGUGGAGCUUGACACGGUCUGCCACCUUUGGGCUUCUUCUCUUGCUAUCCAAAGACAGCUUAAACGGACAAGACGAAACAUUCUGUCUCGUGUCUAAUUUUGGCUUGGGGCCUUGCUGUAGGAGGGUGAAAAGUGCUAGGGAUGGGCUUCCCCUUGCUUCAGAAUGGAAUUAGCUGGCAAGAAAGCUUUAUAGAGCAGGUGUGCUUCCCCUUCAGAGAGAGAGAGAGAGAUGAAGCCUGUAAACCACUGAGGCAAGGUGCACAGGCUGGAGCAGCGGCUGCCCAGGUGCAUCUCACGCUCUAGGCCUGCCGGGUGCAGGGGAGACGGAGUCGGACACGGUGCCUGCCCCAAGGUGCUCCACAUAGUUGGGGUGAGGAAAAAAAUCUCUAAAUGUAUAUAAUGCUUUCUACUCUCCACAGUAUCUUCCCUCAGAGGUGUUUCUAGGCAAGUGAGGGGAACUAUGUUGACUGAGUACCGCGAGGUGAGGUUCCAGGGAUGUGAGCUAGAACAGUCUCCUGUGAUGUGGACAGAAGUCAGGAGGGGUGCUGGCUUCAUGAGCCCAUGGAGGGGCCUGCGCAGGUGCUGUUUCCUCGAAGCCCCCCCGCGGACCUGUAGGAGUAGGUGAGGAUCACAUGCAGCUCGGGGGAGGGGAGGCACUUGCCCGAGGCCCCACAGCUGGGAGGUGGCAGUGCAGGCUCCACCCCCAGCGCAGCUCUGGCAGCUCUGCACGGUGGACCGGCUUCAUGUGGCCUGUGGGUCCUCUGGGGACCGAGCCAGCACCCUCACCAGGUGAGGGGUUUGGUGCUGCCCUGAGCUGUUGGGCAGACAGGGGAAGGGCCUCAGGCAGAUGGGGCCCUGGUGGGAGGAGGACUUGGGUGGGUGGCAGGGUGCCUUAGGCAACUGGCUGCUCCGAGUGAGGCCGUGACUUGCCACCGCUGAGAAUCGGGUGAGGGUGGUUGAUGGAAGAGUCACUGAGAAGCCACGGCUCCCCUGGGUCCUGGCGGGGAGGUCUCAAGAUGGCGGUAGGUGCGUAACUCCCCAUGUGUAAGAAGCACGGCUUGUGUCUUCCAGAGGUGUUUCUGGGCUCCUGGAAAGGAAGGGACAAAAACAAGCCUGGUCCGGAUGGACGUCAGGCCAGCUGUGCCGCCAGUGUGUGGUCUUUCAUGGGGCAGCUGGGCCUGUGCUGCGGCUCUGGCCGCACUAGGAGGCGCACGUGUGGGGCACCCUAAGCCCUUGUGGAGCUUGGGCCGGACCCUAGCCCAUGGCCAUAAGCUCGAUGCCAUCUGUCUCAUUUUCCUGCUUAGGGAAACAGAUGAUGGUCUGAAAGUUCUUUUUUUUGAUUCGAACCUAAAUAUUUUUGUUGUUCUGGGAACACUUAAAAAUUUUUGUUCAUGGAAAUGAAUCAUGGCUAAGGAUAGGUGUUUAGGUAACUAAGAAGACUGUCUUCUCCACUCAUAGUUUAUAAUCAGGAAGAUUGCACCUUCAGUGUCCAGCCUCUUUCCCCCUCUCUUCCAGGUGGCGUGAGCGCCUCUCCUCACAGACACCCUCGGGCUUAAGUUGUGGUUAAGCGUAUGCUCCUCUCCUUUCCCUGAUGUGUGUGUGUCGCUCUGUGAGCCUCCUGGACCCUUCACCUCGCCGGCCCCCUCGGCUGUGGCCCUGAUGCCCAGGUGGUGCUGAUGGCCCACACAUGAGGCGUGGUUUGGAGUUUAGUCAGGUUCCUGAGUGCUGGCGUUUAAUGUGUCCCUCUCCCUGACUGUGGCGGCAUCUCCUGCUUAGGCCGGCCCUCUGUGGUCAUGUGGGGUUCACGCCACACCCCUGCUGUGCAGGGGGGCACUGACUGCCACUGGUCCUGCCGUCUGCUUACUGUGGUGGCUUCUCAGACACCAGGCAUCCUCAAGGCUCCUGACCAGGGGCCUUACUUUCCACAUCUCCCAGGAAUCAAGCGUGGCUGUCUUGUGAGCUGUCACCACCCUCCACAGGGACUUCCUUUCCAGAGGCUUGAGGUGGCAGAGGGAAUGCUUGGUUGAGGGGGGAUGACUCUGCCUCCAAUCCUCUUGAUGUCUUCUGAGUCAUGAGCCCCCUGCCUUGGGCAGACUUCAUUUACUUCAGCUCUUAACAGUGUUGAUCGUGUUUUCCGCAAAGCAUCUGUGAACUCAGGCCUCUGACUAGGGACCAUCUGGCCUAAGUGGUUGUACUGAACCUCUGGUCUAAGUGGCUGGCUGGGGCCCAGUCACACCUUCAGGAAGAGGCAGGUCUCUGAGGGAGUCCUCAUCAGGGCCAGGGCACUUCCAAGGACAGUGAGGCGGGUGGGCCGGGGAAGGGCCUGGCCCAGCCUGUUAGCCUCACAGCCCAGACACCCUGGUGUACCUUCCAUGUAGGGUUCCAGAGAGCGGCCUCUGAGGCUUGCUUCUCACCCAUUUCAAGCAGAACUCACUGUCUGGGAAAGAGGUGAGAGGCAGCCAGUCUAGACCUGAAGCCCUGAGCUGUUCAAGAAGGGGGCUCCCUCACAGAGGAGGAAGGGGUCCUGCUCAGUCUUAGCCUUUCCUCAGCCGCAGGACGGGGGUUCAGGAGGCAGGGAGAAGGCUGCGUGUAGUUGUGGGUAGAAAACCUUUCCCAUUUUACUGCACGGUUAUGCACGUGACAUUGGACUCCUGGUGGUAGCUUGCUCUCACUCUGGUCUGGUGAUGGCCAAGGUAGUUUUUGAGAAAUCUAUUUAAAAUAUCUAUCUGUAUCUAUUUACUGUGUUUUUUCUGAGUACACAAGUGUACGUAGUAUAAGUGCAGUGCGAAGUCCUUGGCAAUAACUUUGUUGUGUAUUAUGUUAAAACCACUGGAGAAUGCGACCACCGUGGACUGUCCUCCCCCUCUGGGGCGGUGACUACACAUAGGACUCUGAACUUUAAACCCUCGGCAUGGUGGAAGCAGCAGCCUGCAUGUGUGGACUGUCACCAGUGCCUCGCCCAGAGAUGCCUGGCCUUCACCCAGAGGGAACCUCUGCACCCCGACUCCCACAGGCAGCGCCCACACUGCGGCCCCUCUGCACUGGCUGUGCUGGACUCUGCAAUAGGCUGACCCUCUUGUCUGGCUGCUGCAGCUUGUCUGUAAUGCCCUGACAUGUUGCAUUUUGCCCCUUUGGAUGAAUAAAAAUAAAAGCUUCUGUCUUCAGCA
Hippopotamus amphibius kiboko is the source of this 14218-nucleotide messenger RNA. It is a transcript of the gene STRBP, whose product is annotated as spermatid perinuclear RNA binding protein. NCBI's taxonomy places the organism in Eukaryota, Metazoa, Chordata, Mammalia, Artiodactyla, Hippopotamidae. Gene Ontology annotation, molecular function: single-stranded RNA binding; double-stranded RNA binding. The record is from RefSeq and is a predicted model, not a curated record. The coding region runs from base 328 to 2274 and encodes 648 amino acids. Gene Ontology annotation, cellular component: precatalytic spliceosome. The transcript has 18 exons.